UUUUGAUUUCUUUUAUUUGGAUAUCACUUCAAGUUAGUUGCCCACUCCAACAAAUUCCCUCAAAAAAGCUUUUGCCCACAGAGUCAAAGAAGAGCGCCCACUCUUCCUUUCCUUCCCCUCAUUUUCCCUCCUCCAUUUUGAGUUUUUGAAAUUUUGAAAAGCCUUUGUAUGGAAACUCAAAGUGAACUACAACAACUAUUAGGUGAAGCUCCGACAAAAAAACUCUUGUCCUUAAAGCUAUUAUGGGAAUUAGAAGGUCUUUCGGAACAGGAAACAGAACAAAAACUAAGAGAACUUCGACAAAGCUUACAACAUGCCUUUGACCAGUCACUUGCUCACAUGAAGCAAGGAAUAGAGUCCAAAAUAACUCAACUCAUUCAAACUUGCGAAAAAAUACAAUCUAUUAGCAACGAAAUGCAGUUAUCAACUCCUAUAUUUAGUGGGAACUUCGACCUCUCUGCUAUACAGUCGAAAGGAAACCAAGUAUUGGAACUCUUAACUCAGCAAGACAUGGGACAAGCACAAUCAGAGUGGAAGAAGAAGAUACAAACUACUUUACCACUUCCCACAGUCAGAGAAACAUUGAAUAUGGUUUUGGAAAAGGCAUCAGAAUGGUCUGCCAAAAGAGAAGAAAAGCUACAAAGAAUAGAAAAUAAGAGACAAGCUAUCGUAAACUUAUGGGUAGAUAUAUUGGGAGAAGUAUUGGAUGACUUGAGUGAGCCUUUUCGAGAAUCGACAGAUGAUGCAUCCAGUGCCAGAGAGGAAGCUAUGGAUAAACAAUACAAAGACCUAUGUGAAAUAAUCGACCAAAGACAUCAUGUAAUGUCAGAAAGUCUACAAAGAAUAGGUGCACACUUGGAAUCCUUGCAAAUAUUUAAUGAGGAAGAGAUGGAAGAUGAGGUUGACCGAGUCGCUUUCAAGUGGAGAUACAAAGAGGAAAACUCAUCAGAAAUAUAUAAACAACUGGGAAUAACUAGAGACAGAAUGGACAUACUUGCUGCACGUGAAGAAGUUUUGUUACAAGAAGUACAAGAACGCUUUCAAAGAUUGCAGAACUUUAGAACUCAGCUAUUAGCUUAUUAUGAAAAGCUAAAAUUUUCUAUGGAAGAAUAUGAAGAAUUUGCUUCUCAAAAUGCUAAUCUUUCCUUGUCCUGCUUAAAUGCCUGGGAACGUGAAGUUCGUCGUUUGGAAGAACUUGAAAAGGAGAGACUACAACAACUGUUGGACGAGAGUAAACAAAGGUUGCACUCUUUGUGGAAUGAACUUCAAAUUCCUGUUUCAGAACGGUUACAUUGGCAAGAGACACUUGAUAACGAACACUUAUCUACAGAAAAGUUGAUAGCUAGGCAUGACGAGGAAAUCAGUAGAUUAGAGUCUUUUGCCGAAAAAGUUCGUCCCAUUUAUCAGUUGUUUGAAAGGAGACAGGAAAUACUACAAAAGCGAGAAGCUUUCAUGAAAGAGUCUCAAGACCCCUCCAGACUAUUUGGUCGCUCACAAGAUGGUAGUCGAAGAGAUGCUGCUUUUCUCCUUAGAGAAGAGAAAUUACGAAAAGAGAUUGAGAAACUUCCCAAAAUACAAGAAAAUCUUAAGAAGAAAAUCAAAGAGUUUGAAGCAACUGUGCAACAGAAGUUUCUUAUCAAUGGGGAGCCUCUUUUAGAACUUUUGUUGGAAGAAGAGAAGAGAGAACAAGAGGAGAAAAUGGAACAGCGAAGAAAGAAAGAAGCAGAACGUAGAGCACGAUUGGAAGUAGAAUCCAAGUAUGGAACUAAUGCAACACCAGAAUUGGUUCGAAGAGUGCAAAGUUCUGGUAGGAAGAAUUCCUCUAGAGCAGUUUCUCGACAGCAACCAGAAGCACCCAAAGUAGAAGACAAAAAUCGUAACUAUUUAACCUAUCCAUCUACUCCUUCCAGUUCUAAGAGCAAUAGUACUCGAAGCACAAGCUUAUCAGAUAAGCAUCUUCAUUAUCCAUCAUCUGGUGGCACUUCUCAUGAGAAGGUACAUUAUGAAAGACAUACUGAGUCUUAUACUCCCCAGAAGGAUGAAAAUCAUACGAAGAAGAUGCAAUCAACUUCUCGUUGCCAUUCUCCUUUAUCUAUUACUAGCAAGACUUCAGUAUCUCGACAGCACACUUUUUUGGCUGGUAAUCAAGAAGAUAGUGGAGAAAGUAUUAGUCAUGGUGAAGGUGAGAAAGUUGGUGAGCAAGUUUUCAUGACUCAACAUAUAACGGAACCGUAUUCUUCUCAAUCACAAUCAAUAUUUCGACUACCCGGAGUACCUGUUAGCAGUAAAAUAUCGGGAUAUUCCAAAAACAGUUUCAAAAGCAGUUCAUCAAGUAGUCAUAGUGAGUUGACUGCAGCACAGCAGACUUACGUUCGGUCGGAUAAGGAAGUUUAUGGUGAGAGACAAAUGAGAGAGAGAACAAGAGAAGAUUGGGAAGAAUUGAAUGAUGAAAAUAGACGUCCAUUUAACUAUCAGCCUAGUUCUUUGAAUACUUUUCAUGAAGUACCUUCGUUUGUCCGUGAAGUAGUGAGUGUAGAAGAUGCAGAAGAAAGCAAGUUUACUUGUACAGAGUCUCCCAUCAAUACAACGAGCACCACAACAGAAGGUAUUCAACAAUAGAAUCUAUUUUGUUUUUUAACCAUAAAUAAAUGAUUGUUUUGUGUG
This is a messenger RNA of Galdieria sulphuraria, 2664 nucleotides long. Its product is annotated as microtubule associated protein (Ase1), putative. NCBI's taxonomy places the organism in Eukaryota, Rhodophyta, Bangiophyceae, Galdieriales, Galdieriaceae. The transcript has a single exon. The record is from RefSeq and is a predicted model, not a curated record. Gene Ontology annotation, cellular component: cytoplasm; spindle. Gene Ontology annotation, biological process: microtubule cytoskeleton organization. Gene Ontology annotation, molecular function: microtubule binding. The coding region runs from base 169 to 2619 and encodes 816 amino acids.